Molecule: messenger RNA, 1572 nt
Organism: Thlaspi arvense
Lineage: Eukaryota; Viridiplantae; Streptophyta; Magnoliopsida; Brassicales; Brassicaceae
Source: the annotation of a GenBank genome assembly
AUGGCGGAUCAAUCUCUUCACUCACCGAUCAACCCACAUUUCUUCAAGCCUCUUCUUCCAGGCUUCCACAGUCACCUCAACAUCCCUGUAGCUUUCUUCUCGAAGCACGUCCAAGGAAGAAACGACCACAUCAAGACUGCAAAACUGAGAUCAGAUGCGUCCGAUAAAACCUGGACAGUGAAGAUGGACGGCUUGAAACUCACUGAUGGCUGGGAAGAUUUCGCAGUCGCGCAUGAUCUCCGAAUUGGUGACAUCAUCGUUUUCAGACAUGAAGGAGAAAUGUUGUUUCAUGUCACAGCUUUCGGACCAAGUUGCUGCGAGAUUCAAUAUACUUCAUCAUCAUCAUCAUCUCACAACAUCAAUGAUGAUAGUCGUGAUCAGACCAACAACAUUGGAAACAAUUCAAGAAAGAAGAGGAAGAGAGUGAAGAAAAGUCCAAGAAACAGAGUAGAGACUUCAUCUGACCAUUCUCAUUUUCUGGCAAAUGUCACAGCUUCGAGCCUACGUUUUGAUCAACUGUAUAUACCACGGGGUUUUGCGAGCACAAACGGUCUGCAAGAAAUGAGCGGUGAGAAAAUCGUUGUUCUUAACGAAGAAGGAAGAGCAUGGAAUGCAAAUCUGAUUUACAACCAAGCAGGCAUGCAUACUUUAGUCAGGCCUGGUUGGAGAAGAUUCUGCGCUGAAAAUGGGAUGAGCCAAGGUCACCAGUAUACAUUCAAACUGGUUCGAAAAUCUGAACCACCUGUCAUCCGUUUGUGCCAUGCAGAAUCUUCACUGCACCAUUCUUGUUACGAGGGAUCUGUCAGUGCUUAUAGCCUGAAAACUAAUAAAUUGUAUCUUCCAAGGAACUUUGUGACUGAGAAUGGUCUGGACAAAGGAUGCCGUGAGAUAGUUUUAACGGAUGAACGGGGAAGAAGAUGGAGUUUAGCCUUGAAACACUACGAAUCACGCAACCAGAUUUAUAUCGGACCAGGCUGGGAAACUUUUUGCCAAGGGAACGGGAUCAAAGCUGGAGAUUCCUUCAAGUUGGAACUGGUCGGAACCGGGGAAAAGCCUGUUCUUUCUUUGUGCUCUUCCAACGGUGACAAAACGCCAUUAGGCUCCUUGAAUACUAGCAGCGGAGAUGAUAGUAGAAAAUCCCAAAAAAGUGAGAAGGAGAGUCUCGGAGAGAAAAGCAUCUCACAGGAAUGCUUGUUGAUGGAGGAGGAGGAGAAGAAGAAGACUUUCUCGAGAUGCAGAGCUUCAUCUUCAUAUAGUCAAGACCAAUUUGUGAGGAUAACUCUUACACGACGCGCUGUUAAAAACUAUAAACUGAUGCUUCCGGUGGAUUACACUCGGGGGAAUGGCAUCAACAAGCCAGGUAAGAUAACUUUGUUGAGUAAAGAUGGAGUAAGACAGGUGGUGGAUCUUUUGCAGAACAAAAGAACAGGAGUAAUGCGAAUUGGAAAAGGCUGGAGAGAGUUCUGUGACGCUCAUGGCGUAAAGAUAGGAGUGCCUUUUGUGUUGGAACUCAUUCGGGAGGAAGAAGCAAGUCCCGUGCUUAAGUUCUGCACCAAAGUAGACUCUGUUUGA